Molecule: messenger RNA, 1071 nt
Organism: Didymosphaeria variabile
Lineage: Eukaryota; Fungi; Ascomycota; Dothideomycetes; Pleosporales; Didymosphaeriaceae
Exons: 1
Coding region: 1-1071 (356 amino acids)
Source: RefSeq, a predicted model, not a curated record
AUGCUCCUCUCCAUUCUCACCUUCGUCCUUGCCGGACAGGCAGCCGCGGAGAGGCCUCCAAAGCCCAUCGUGCUAUCGAGCUCAGGUGGUUUUCAAAUCGGCGGCACAAUAAUCCACAGUCCUUUCCAACCGAAUAUCACGCUUUCCUGCGACCAUGGCUACAUGGAAUACUUCCUCCCCUACCGACCACGCAAGACCUCUUUAGUAAUGUGGCAUUCCUCCUCCACCCAAGUCUGGCAAAACCGCUGGGACGGCGGCCCCGGCUUCAAAGACCUCUUCCUCCGCCGCAACUACCCCGUCUACCUCUGGGACGGCCCUCGCGUCGGCCGCGCAAACUGGGCCUGCGAGCCUACCAUCUACAUCCCCUCUUACAUGGACACCGCGAACUUCGCCGCCUGGAACUUCGGGCCCAGAUACAAGCAAUGGUGGCCGGACGUGCAGUUCCCAACUGCGAGUGAGGACGCGUGGCAGCAAGCUACCUCCGCGCGGUACGUCGAGUACGACACUAAAGCAAAUGUGGGAUUACACGCGCGCGCCGCGGCUGUAGCUGCGGACUCUGGUCGCGUGGGGAAGGAUAUCGUAUACCUUACUAAUUCCGCGGGCGGGCUGCGCGCACAGCUAACUGCUACACUGUCUAACACAACGAAUAUCAAAGGCAUCGUAACCUACGAGUCUAUAGGGUACGUCUUCCCCGAUAACAUCAACGUCACCGCGGGCAAGGGAGGGUUUGGACCGUACGUCGUGCCGGUGGAGCAGUUUAAGAAGUUGGCGAGAUUAUUGGCUGUUCAGUUCGUUUGGGGGGAUCACAGGGCGGAGAAUAUGAGUAGUGUGGUGGAGAGUAGGCUGGUGGCGAAGUUGAUUAAUCAGUAUGGGGGGAAUGCGAAGGUGCUCAAGCUGGGGAAUGCGGGAUUGAAGGGGAGUACGCAUAUUCCGUUUGCGGAUUUGGAUAAUGAGGAGGUGGCGGGGUUGCUUGAGGAGUUUCUUGGGGAAAAUGGAUUGGAUGGGUAUGUGGAUGAGGGGGAUGAUGAUGGAGAGGAUUAUGAAGACGAAGACGAGAAUGAGGAACAGUGA